AUGCUUAUCGAGUGUGAUGGUCGAUGGAUUUCGGCAGUUGUUAUCGCGGAAAGUUUUGCUGCUUCCGCACUCCACUGCGUACCGGACAGCUUCCGAGUAAAUGGUAUGGAACUUUAAGUUAAGCUGCAAGCAGUGGAUUGUAGGAUUCCUAGAACCUCUGAAUAAAGAUCAAAAUUGUCAAUACAUUUCAGGCACGCCGAUGGUUUUCCACGAUGAGCAGGGAGAGCUGCACAGUGUGCAUGUACAUGGAUCAAGCACGAUUUCGGACUACAUUGUCUACAAGAAAGACGAUGGCUUAUUCAAGAGUGUACCAGAACUGACGUCUCCGCAGCUUAUUGACAAGUAUCUUGUCAUGGUAAGUAAAUUAACCUUACCUAUUUAUUCAGAUUAAUUAUAAGUAUAAUUAAUAGGAAAAACAUUGUAAAUUAUUUUUUAUAAAUCAUCAUUCAUAUUAAUAUUGCUUCAUUUUCAGGGUUGCGCGUUCGGUGAGAAGACUAUGUCUGUCCGCUGUGGGCGCAUCUCUUCGGUCUCCACCGGUUAUCGUGGUUUCUUCUACGGCGAUAGUGGAGGUCUUCCUGGCUUCAGCGGAGGUAGUAGUAGUAGUAGUACACAGAAAGUACAUAAAGUAGUAGUACACAAAGAAAAAAAUGUUUGUAUACAACCAAUAUAUUGGCAUUUGACAACCAAAUAAUCGGUUACCGUUUUUUUUCUGUGUGUAGUAGCAUUUAUCGUAUUUUUGAGGUGGGGUAUUCUGCGCACGAAACGGCUUUUUGAUGGGAAUCACAAGAGGAAGUGAUUAUGAUGGACAGGAGACGAAACAGUAUGGUGACGUACUAGAGAUGAUUUCCGCUCCACGUGAGUAUAAAUUUGAUAUAGAGCCUUUUAUAAAUUUCAUUUUUUUAGUCAUUCUCAGCCACAUUGAAUUCGCCAAACACGAGCCGUUCUCCGUUUAA
This is a messenger RNA of Caenorhabditis sp. 36 PRJEB53466, 953 nucleotides long. The record is from the annotation of a GenBank genome assembly. NCBI's taxonomy places the organism in Eukaryota, Metazoa, Nematoda, Chromadorea, Rhabditida, Rhabditidae.